CGCUCUCAUCAAAAACUUCAAAGUUGAAUAUCGAACUUGUUGCACCUACUUUCAAACGAUAAGAAUUUACCUGUUUUCUGUGAGAAAGUGAACUUGUUAUCUAAUUAGCAUGUUAAAAAGCAUUUAAAGUCCAAACCUCAUUUUGAAUUAUCUGAUCUACCAAUACGAUAAUGAGGGCAGUAUAUACUAACGUGUUGUUUUUAAGGAAUUCGUUACGAUGCACCUGCAGUUCGUAAUGCAGUAUCGUCGCUCGAAACAUAGUACCUACUUAUUACUUAGUGUACCAUUGUAAUUAUGACAUGGUUGAACGGUGAAUUAAGAAAAUCCAGUUAGCGUAGCUACGUGGAACUGUUUUAUUGACAAAAAGUGAUAGACAAGUCACCUGAACCCAAAAUGAGUCAUAACUGGUCAGUGGUUUGCCCGUAUGCCGCUAUUGUUUUGUUUUUGUGGAAUACAGAUACGAUGAGUAAACAGUGAAGAAUGCUAACCGUUAAAGAGAGCCUGACAUAUAUUUGAAAAGUUGGAAUAGUGUGGUGAAGUAUUGUUUAAAAAGUACAGUACAAGACUAAAACAAGUAAAUAUAAUGAGAAGAAUUUGUCCAGCAUAAGAAAUGGCUCAAAGUUUAGUAGAUUCUGAUAGAUUAUCAUCUGCUGGAAUUUCCACACACAGUUCAGGAACUGCUGGUCCUGUGGGUGGAUCUGUGGUUGGUGUAAGAGCUGGAGAUCAAGGGCAUAAAAGAGAGGAUGAAGAUGAUUAUUUGGGACCAUUACCUCCAAUGUGGGAAAAGGCUUUCACACCUUCAGGAGAGAGGUAUUUUAUAGACUACAACACUGGUACAUCACACUGGCUAGAUCCCCGUCUUGCUAGGGUAAGGAAACAUUCUUUAGGAGAAUGUGGUGAAGAUGAACUCCCAUAUGGAUGGGAACGGGUCACAGAUGAGAGAUAUGGUUCAUAUUAUGUAGACCACAUCAAUAGACGGACUCAGUAUGAGAAUCCAGUACUUCAAGCUAGACGAUUAAGAGCGGAGAAGUUAGUAGCAGAAAACAACAACAAUAAUCAGUCAAAUGGUACUACGCCCACUGGGGAGUUACGUGGUGAAAGAUUCUCACUGACACUUACUAAAGGAACACAGGGUCUGGGCUUCACUUUGAUUGGUGCUGAAGGAUCUCCAGAGACUGAAGGAUAUCUCCAAAUACGGAGCAUUGUACCACACAGUCCAGCCUGGAUAGAUGGUGCGUUAAGGCCCGGUGACGUAAUAGUAGGCGUGGGCAACCGCGGUGUGCGUGGAUUGUCGCACGCGCAGGUCGCACAGAUUUUCCAGGGAAUAGCGGCCGGAAGUGACGUCGCAUUGCAUUUUGUUAGAGGAUAUCCUCUAUCAUUUGACUCUGAAGACCCCAAUACAAGAGUGCUUAGUACAUUGGCAGUAGAUGCUAGCAGCGAUGCAGUGGCCAUGCAGCAAUUAACUAGGGCUUUGCGGACGAGGUUUAACUUAGACUCCCCUAACGAUCAAAGUCGUGACGAAACAGAUAACUCAUGUGAAGUCAAUCCAACUCAACGCCGGCUUUUAUCCCGUAGUUUUGACCUGGAUGAAAUUCCUGCAACGCAAGCGAACUCACUACCACCACGAUGCCCUUCUGCUGACCAUUUACUCACUUUGGCUACUGAUCACCAACACCGUAGUGUGACAAAUGAACCCGGACGAGAGCUUGUAUUGACAUUGAGGCGUGGUGCAGCUGGAUUUGGUUUUACCAUAGCUGAUAGUGUUCAUGGACAGAAAGUCAAAAAGGUGUUAGAUCUCGGCAGAUGCGCGGGAUUGCGGGAAGGCGACUUACUUCUACAAAUUGGAGACACUGAUGUACGUCAUGUUCCACAUCAACGUGUUGUCCAGGUCCUAAAAGAAUGUCCAGCAAUGUCAGAAACCACACUACGAGUGUGGAGAAAGAAUACAAUAACACGCGCACCCAGAAGUCGAUCUGCUACAAGAGUUCAACCAGCAAAUACAAACGCAGUGAAUUCUCAGCUCGGUAGAAGCAAAACACCAACAGCUGAACAGCUUCGAUCACCUGCCGUUGCAGCUGACACACGCAGGCAAAAUGAUAUGAAUUCAGUUGAAGCUACCUACGCGGUGCCUGAACACAAAUCACGAGAAACGCGCGAAAGCAUUAUGGAAAGACGCCGCAGAAGUUCCACGCCUGGAGCCAGGCUCACCCUGCCGGUAGUCACGCCUUGGAGUGAACAAACAGAUAACUGGACCGAACGAGAGACCUGGAUAGAUAAUUCCAACAAUAUACGAAAUUGGGCAGAAAACGCACAAAAGUGGGACGGUGCAAGCCAAAAGUGGGACGGAUCGAGCCAAAAGUGGGACGGCUCGAGCCAAAAGUGGGACGGGUCAAGCCAAAAAUGGGAUGGAUCCAGCCAAAAGUGGGACGGUGAAGGUACCAGUAACGGGAAUUGGGAGGGGAACGGUGAGAGGUGGAAUAACAACUGGGGUGAAGUACCUACUCCAACAGUUCAUGUUGAUAUGAACGCUGCCUACUGGAGGGGAAAUGCGAGUGUGGCCGAUAGUAGCGAUAAUGGAGGUUUUCCCGAAGAUGGCUUACUUCACUCACCAACAACAGCAGCUAUCGGUGGUUUGUCCCGGCAGUCACCGUCUACCAGUCGCCUCAGACCACACUCGCCAGCUAACUCCACAGGUCGACUACGCAGUAAUUCACCCUCGAACACCAGCGCAACAGACAGGCUUCUCAACACAUCACCUUCAACGAGACUUCAAAGUCAAUCUCCUUCAAAUAACUCUUCGAAUGGAAGAUUAAAGGGGUCACCACUCAGGCUCCGCGACCCGUCUCCAUCUCGUCACAUCCACUCCCCCGUUUCACACAGAUCAGCGUCCUGCUUCGACGCUGACAUGCAGCAAUCUGGAUAUGUCGCUAAUUAUCCCCAGGUCGAAGCUGGAGGCUCAACUGACCCCGAAGCAGAUGUACUUGUACGUCUGGCUCGCGGCAGUGCAGGGUUUGGUUUCCGUAUUGUUGGUGGGACCGAAGACGGUAGCCGUGUAGCGGUGGGUUAUGUUGUACCGGGUGGUCCAGCCGACGGACUUCUACGCCCGGGCGACCUGUUGACAUCAGUAGAUGGAAUUCCUCUAAGUGGCGCUACACAUGCGCGAGCGGUGGCCUAUGUAUGCCAGGCUGCGUCUAGAGGACAUGUGACGUUGGGCGUGAGACACAACAGAGCGGAUAUUCAGCCUCUGGGAAUUCCAGCUGUAGCACCUGCUCAUCAACACCAACCGUUGCUUCCGGCUGAACCUCCGGUGGCUCACGUACCCGCUUCUUAUAAUAUUCUUCACCCAGCACCCAUGUACCCACCGGCUGCACCUAUGUACGGCGUCCAAUAUGAGACAGGUGGUGGUUGGACAGUGCCGUAUGACGUCACAGUGACGAGAAACGAAGGAGAGGGCUUUGGAUUCGUCGUUAUCUCAUCUACCAAUAAAGCCACAAGUACAAUAGGACAACUAAUCGCUAAUUCUCCAGCGGCUCGCUGCGGUCUCCUUCACGUGGGAGACACUAUAGUGGCUAUCAACCAUUUACCGGUCCGUAACCUGCCUCACCCCGAAGUAGUGGCCCUCAUUAAGAGAUCAGGCACCACUGUCACUCUCACGGUAUUACCACCGGACUGAACUGAUAGCCCUAAAUACUAUUUUUCAUAAGUUAACUUUUGAAAUUUGUCUACUAAAGUAAUAUAGUCGUAGAAAGUAUUUUCUAGACAUCUCCGGACUUGUGCUAAAUAGUUAAAAGGAUGACAAGCAAUAAUUUGAAUUAAGAAUGCCUUUAUCUCUCUGUUGUGUAUAUUUCCAAUUGUUAAUGACAUUUCACCGACCUGCAUAGAUCUACAUAUUAUUUAGGUUAGAGCAAGUCAUAAAUUAUUUUGCCUGCUUUUAAGGUAGUUCUCUUGAAGUCUACGUAGUCUUCAGAAUGUAAUGUACGUACAUUUGAUUGUCAUGUACCCAAAAUGAAAAAUGUAUAUCUCCGUAAAGGGGCCUCUACACGUGCUACACUUUUCACGAAAUAUGUGGCUACACCUUUGCCAAUAUUUCUGCCACCGUGGCGGAUGAACUUUUACGCGUUAAAGCAGCGUUUUUGAAGCAAAGUCAAAAGAUAAAUGUAGAUUCGAGCUUAGUUCAAUAUGCGUGAUACAUUAGAUAUUGUUAGUCAGGAUAUAGGCCUCGAUGAACAAUUAUUUGUAAACUUUACACGAAUGUUAAAGAGUGACUUUGAACUCUUUAUUCACAAGAUUGGACCAAUGAUACAAAGAAAAGAUACUAACAUGAGAAAAGCUAUACCUGUUGUCACGUAGCAAGAAAAGGUGACGCAAUUAGGCCGUAAAGCGAGACAGCAACAAUAUGGCUGAGAAAUAUUGCAGUAUUUACAAUUGCAAAGCGCUCGUUCCGCACAUACGGCAAUUGCCGAGUACUGUAUAGUCUGCCAGCCAAACCCUUGGAGCUAUACAUUUUCAUGAAAACAGACCCGUCUAGGAGCCCCUUAAUAAAAUAAUUCUCUUUACAAACAUCUGCGAGUCGUAGCUAUUUCAACUUAUUUUAGAUGAAAUCCGCAACUUAAUCGCUUCACAACUUUUCGUUACUAGUUCUUAAUAUUCCAAACUAUACAGUAUACUAUUAACUACGCAGAUAAACUUUCCACUCAUUGUCUCUUUCUUAUAGUUUUUGAAUUAACUUGCAUUGUGCCAAUAUCGAAGUAACGUUGACCUUUUUCUUUGAAAGAAUGAAUUUGAAAAUUCGAACACACUUGAUGAAUAUAUUUUUUUGGAUUCGUAAACACCAGUAACCGUGUGCUGUACUCAAAUAAAAUGUUAUCUAUUUUAGUAUAGGAUUAGUAAUAAAGCUUUAAUACUGUUAAGGUGGCAGCAGGCAAUAUAGACUUCUUACAUUUGAUUAGUUUAUUUAUAUACAUAAAACCUUAGGAUUUUCUUACAAAUGAAUUUUACAAAGACUGCAAGAAUGCACUACUAAUGCAUUGGGAUUUCAAACAAUUCUAAAAGAAUAUGUAUAAGAAGGUGUUAUAUAAACGUAUCGAGAACAGAACGAAUUUAGACCGUAUAAAAUAGAAGAAAAAAAUAGUCGUUGAAGGAUCCCAUUAUUGAUUGAUAUGAUUUGAUAUCAAACUAGGCGCUGACAUAGGUGUUUUACAAUACGAGAUAUCACAAUUGCAUUUUGAUUGAAGAGCCGUAUUUCCGAACAAAAGACAAAAAUCAUAGAAAUUGGUUUGACGUUAGAAUUGUUUUGAAUUAUGUUUCGAAAUUCGUUUUCCACUUUCUAUAGUAGUCAGUUACUAGAAUAAAUAUAAUAAUUAUCUUUUGGUGGUUUGAUAGCGGGUAAAUAUGCUUUAUUGCUGAGCUAAAUCAUGAAGUCUGCUGAAAAUCUCAAAUUAGCGAGUGAUAAUAAUCUCCACUUUUUCCACUUGUAAAUAAGCACAUAAUUUGUAUUAUUUAUCGUAUAUUACUUUUAGCUUGAUGCACACAAUUUGUCUGCUAAAUGUACUUCUGCACUGCAUACAAAAAAGUUUUCAUUGAUAUUGUCCUUCCGGACAUAUGUUGGCUAGAAUCUUUAUAUGCGCGGAAGUAAAAUAUGUAUUUGUAUUUUGCUGCUAAACGUGACAAGAACUUUCUCCCAGGCGAAGUCCUUGCCAUAUAACAUGCAGACAUCAAUAUUAAAUGUAAUUGGCUUAAUCGUAGUUGUUACGUCAUAUAUUUAUAUAGAGUCAGGCAGCUAGUUUCCUUAUAAAAACAUUUACGACUUGUAGAAAUUAAGGAGUUGUUUGCUUUUCAAUCAUACUACUUGACUUCUACUGUGCAUAAAAACUUAAAGCCGAUAAAUUCGGGUUCUGGUUUCGCUCCAGAAUUAUGUGUAAGAAACCUAGCUUUGUGGAUAGCUUUAGAACGUAAACGUGACUGAAAUUUGAAAUAAAAUGGGACCACCGAGUGAAAAAUGGAAUUGUAAGUGUACUUAUUAUUAAAUUUUAGGUACUGCGUAUGCGCAUAUAUUUUGUAGGUGUAAUUUUUGUAAGUGUUAAUGCAAUUACGUGCCCCCUGUUUGUCGUAGGUAAAUGAUAUUUGGGUAUCUUUAUAGUUAUUUGUUAAUUAUAGAUGUUCUAAUUAAAGGUAUGCUAAGAAUAAAAAAUAUUGUCAACAAUUAAAAUCUUUUGUUUUUAUUGUAAAAGGCUGUUAUUCUGUUGUAUAUUUUUUUUAUAUCCAAAAAGUUUAUCUCUUUAGAUUAGAUUUUUAAUAAUGUUUGUCGUGACCCGAUCACCCAAAUAUUUAAAUAAACAAUUUUAUUGUCAAUUGAUUGACUUUUUACUUGGGUUGAUAAUAGUUUUGAUCAUUAUUAAGAAUGUUUGUGCUUGACUCCUUAAUUAGCAUACCUUUCUAGAACUAGAUAUUAUAGCAGUAAUUUAAGCAAUAUGUAGUGCCUUUACCGCAAUUGUCUUGCCCGUUGAAGUUUGUUCCAAAGAUGAUCUAUCCGUGUUGUCAAUAUUUGAUGGAAUUUGGAUUAUACAGGUUUACUUAAUAAAUAUAUUUUGUAUAUUUAC
Molecule: messenger RNA, 6599 nt
Organism: Pieris brassicae (large cabbage white)
Lineage: Eukaryota; Metazoa; Arthropoda; Insecta; Lepidoptera; Pieridae
Gene: Magi
Product: membrane-associated guanylate kinase, WW and PDZ domain-containing protein 2
Exons: 21
Coding region: 611-3673 (1020 amino acids)
Biological process (GO): signal transduction
Cellular component (GO): cytoplasm
Molecular function (GO): protein binding
Source: RefSeq, a predicted model, not a curated record